AUGCUUGGAUUUGGUCGCCCUCGCCUCAAACACAACAAGUCUAUCGUUGAGUUUAUCACUGGCAAAACCAUUGAGGAGCUCUCCGACCUCAACUACGUUCAACUACAGCUAGCUCUCCCCGACCUACUUGAAGACGAGCUUGACGGCGAUCUUCCAGGUCCUAGUACCUUCAACGCAUCCUCUAUCUUUGCCUUUCCGCAACCACUCCAUAACCUCCACUCAACUACCCGAACGUACCGAAAGAUGCCUGCUGCAAAGAAUUCCAAAAAUGUCAGCGACGAUGACAAGCAGGCCGGCUCUAUCUUCUCCGUCUCUGGACCCGUCAUUAUCGCCGAACACAUGACUGGUGUUGCUAUGUACGAGCUCUGCAAAGUUGGCUAUGAUGAGCUCUCUGGUGAAGUCAUCCGAAUUGAGGCUGAUAAGGCUACCAUUCAGGUCUAUGAGGAGACGGCCGGUGUGACUGUUGGUGAUCCCGUCUUUCGAACCGGCAAGCCCCUGUCGGUCGAACUGGGCCCUGGCUUGAUGGAGACAAUCUAUGACGGAAUUCAGCGACCUCUGAAGACCAUUGCCGGCACCACCAACAGUAUUUAUAUCCCCCGUGGUAUUGCGGUCCCCGCUCUCGACCGAACGAAGAAGUGGCCUUUCACUCCAACUGCAAAAGAAGGUGACAACAUCAGUGGCGGCGAUGUCUGGGGAACUGUCGUUGAAAACACUCUCCUCAACGAGCAUCGGAUUUUGCUACCGCCCAGAGCGAAGGGAACGAUCAAGAAGAUUGCCCAAAAGGGCGACUACACAGUUGACCAGCCCUUGCUUACCCUGGAAUUCGAUGGGGAGACAAAGGAAUACCCGAUGAUGCACACAUGGCCAGUUCGUGUGCCUCGACCUGUCAGUGAGCGCCUCGAAGCAAACUCACCUUUCAUUGUCGGUCAGCGCGUGCUCGAUGCCCUGUUCCCUUCCGUUCAAGGCGGCACUGUCUGUAUUCCUGGAGCUUUCGGUUGUGGUAAGACCGUUAUCUCACAAUCAGUUUCCAAAUUCUCAAACAGUGACAUCAUCGUCUACGUCGGAUGCGGUGAACGAGGCAACGAAAUGGCCGAGGUGCUAAUGGACUUCCCAGAGCUUUCCAUUACUAUUGACGGUCGAAAAGAGGCUAUCAUGAAGCGUACCUGCUUGAUUGCCAAUACCUCCAACAUGCCUGUGGCGGCUCGUGAAGCUUCCAUCUAUACUGGCAUCACUGUAGCUGAAUAUUUCCGAGAUCAAGGCAAAGCAGUUGCAAUGAUGGCUGAUUCCUCUUCUCGAUGGGCUGAAGCUUUACGAGAACUUUCUGGUCGUCUCGGAGAAAUGCCUGCUGAUCAAGGUUUCCCUGCCUAUCUUUCGGCCAAACUUGCCUCCUUCUACGAGCGUGCAGGUGCAUCCGUUGCUCUUGGUUCACCCGAACGAAAGGGCAGCAUCUCGAUUGUGGGCGCUGUCUCCCCCCCUGGUGGUGAUUUCUCCGACCCUGUUACUUCUGCAACCCUUGGUAUUGUCCAAGUCUUCUGGGGGCUAGACAAGAAGUUGGCUCAACGAAAACAUUUCCCUAGCAUCAACACUUCUUUGUCAUACAGCAAGUACACCAAUAUUCUCGAUAAGUUCUACGAGAAAGAUCAUCCGGAAUUCCCCAAACUACGGACGCGCAUCAAGGAAUUGCUGACCAAUUCUGAAGAUCUUGAUCAAGUGGUGCAACUGGUUGGCAAAUCCGCGCUCGGUGACUCAGACAAAAUUAUUCUUGACGUUGCUGCCAUGUUGAAGGACGACUUCUUGCAACAAAACGGAUACAGCGAUUACGACCAAUUUUGCCCGCUAUGGAAGACAGAGUACAUGAUGAAGGGCUUCAUGCAAUUCCAUGACGAGGCUCAAAAGGCCGUGUCAAGUGGUCUCUCCUGGGCGAAGAUUAGAGAGGCGACUUCCGAGAUCCAACACGGACUGAGAAGCAUGAAGUUCGAGCUGCCAGACAACCAGGAAGAGGUCAGCGGUAAAUACGACAAGCUUUUGCAGAACAUCUCUGAGAAGUUUGCAAGUGUUUCGGACGAAUAA
Molecule: messenger RNA, 2070 nt
Organism: Exophiala aquamarina CBS 119918
Lineage: Eukaryota; Fungi; Ascomycota; Eurotiomycetes; Chaetothyriales; Herpotrichiellaceae
Product: V-type proton ATPase catalytic subunit A
Exons: 3
Coding region: 1-2070 (689 amino acids)
Biological process (GO): ATP metabolic process; proton transmembrane transport
Cellular component (GO): proton-transporting V-type ATPase, V1 domain; fungal-type vacuole membrane
Molecular function (GO): ATP binding; proton-transporting ATPase activity, rotational mechanism; ATP hydrolysis activity
Source: RefSeq, a predicted model, not a curated record